Penicillium lagena is the source of this 2715-nucleotide messenger RNA. RefSeq lists its product as uncharacterized. The transcript is spliced from 6 exons. Gene Ontology annotation, molecular function: chitin synthase activity. The record is from RefSeq and is a predicted model, not a curated record. The coding region runs from base 1 to 2715 and encodes 904 amino acids. Lineage: Eukaryota; Fungi; Ascomycota; Eurotiomycetes; Eurotiales; Aspergillaceae. Gene Ontology annotation, cellular component: cell periphery; cell septum.
AUGGGCACGCCUUUACCAACAUCACCCCGCUCGCCUCGCUCGCCCGUGUCGGCCCAUUCGCCGCAGCCGAGUGAGAGUAGCAGGUAUUCCCACAACUUUCCUCAUCGUGAGCCCCAGGCGUACGGUUACGAGGAAAAGAACGAGCACGCAGAGAGCCAACAGUCCUUGCUCUACCGCCAACCGAGCCCGUUGAAUGCGUCCUAUGACGAUCCAUAUGCCUCGACGGAUUCCCUGCGCCGCUAUACCCUGCAUGAUCCCGGCGUCACCAUCUUCCCCGAUGGCCCAUAUCAAGAACCCGCGGGGGGACUGAAUCGCCGCUCGGGAGUUCAAACCCCCAUGUCUGAAACCCCGUCGGAAGCGUGGCAGCAACGGCAGGCACCUGGUUCCGGGCUGCGCCGGUACGCGACUCGAAAAAUCAAGCUGGUGCAGGGCUCGGUGCUGAGCGUGGAUUAUCCGGUCCCGAGUGCCAUCCAGAAUGCGAUCCAGAGGGAGUACCGGGAAUCGGAAGAAGGCUUCCCAGAAGAAUUUACCCAUCUGCGGUACACGGCGGCCACUUGUGAUCCGGAUGAAUUUACCCUGCGAAACGGCUACAAUUUGCGACCCGCCAUGUACAACCGCCACACGGAGUUGCUGAUCGCCGUCACCUAUUACAACGAAGAUAAAGUGCUGACGUCGCGGACCUUGCACGGUGUCAUGCAAAAUAUCCGAGAUAUCGUCAACCUGAAAAAAUCCGAGUUCUGGAACAAGGGUGGACCCGCCUGGCAGAAGAUUGUGUGUUGUAUGGUGUUCGAUGGGAUUGAUCCCUGUGACAAGAACACUCUCGACGUGCUGGCUACCAUUGGUGUCUAUCAAGAUGGGAUCAUGAAGCGAUCCGUCGAUGGUCGAGAAACCGUCGCACAUAUUUUCGAAUACACCACCCAGCUCUCCGUUACCGCCAACCAGCAGUUGAUUCGUCCUCAAGGUAACGAAUCGACCAAUCUCCCGCCGGUCCAGAUGAUUUUCUGCAUGAAGCAAAAGAACAGCAAGAAGAUCAACUCCCACCGUUGGUUAUUUAAUGGAUUUAGCCGAAUCCUCAACCCUGAAGUAGUGAUUCUGAUUGAUGCUGGUACGAAACCAGGCAAAAAAUCCCUUUUAGCCUUGUGGGAAUCAUUCUACAAUGACAAGAAUUUGGGUGGAUCAUGCGGUGAGAUCCAUGCGAUGCUGGGCCCGGGUUGGAAGAAUCUCAUGAAUCCCCUUGUGGCGGCGCAGAACUUCGAGUACAAGAUCUCUAACAUUCUGGACAAGCCGUUGGAAAGCUCAUUUGGGUAUGUUAGUGUGUUACCGGGUGCUUUCUCAGCGUACCGCUACCGCGCUAUCAUGGGUCGACCCCUCGAGCAGUACUUCCAUGGUGAUCACACACUCUCCCGACAGCUAGGCAAGAAGGGUAUCGAGGGUAUGAACAUUUUCAAAAAGAAUAUGUUCCUUGCCGAAGAUCGUAUUCUUUGCUUUGAACUGGUCGCUAAGGCCGGGUUCAAGUGGCAUUUGACCUAUGUGAAGGCGUCCAAGGGUGAGACCGAUGUUCCGGAGGGAUCGGCUGAGUUCAUCAGCCAGCGGCGCCGGUGGCUGAAUGGAUCCUUUGCGGCCAGUUUGUACGCCAUCAUGCACUUUGGUCGGAUCUACAAGAGUGGUCACAACAUCAUCCGGCUGUUUUUCCUCCAUGUGCAGAUGAUCUACAAUUGUGCCGGUCUCAUCAUGACUUGGUUCUCAUUGGCUUCCUUUUGGCUCACCACGUCGGUGAUCAUGGAUCUUGUGGGAACGCCGAGCGAAGCCAACAAAUUCAAAGGAUGGCCCUUCGGGAAUGAUGCAACUCCGAUUGUCAAUAACUUCCUCAAGUAUGGGUACAUCUUUUUCCUGAUGCUGCAGUUCAUCCUGGCCCUAGGGAACCGACCAAAAGGCUCCCGUUUGCCCUAUACACUUUCUUUUGCCUAUUUUAGCAUUGUCCAAGCCUAUGUCCUGGUCUUGUCAUUCUACUUGGUCAAGAAUGCUUUCACCGGUGGCACCAUGGAUUUUCACUGGAAUGACGGCGUGAGUGCCUUUAUAUCAUCGUUCUUUAGCUCCGCCAGUGCAGGUAUCGUCCUGAUUGCACUGGUUUCCACAUAUGGCGUUUACUUCGUGGCCAGUUUCCUAUAUAUGGAUCCCUGGCAUAUGUUCACCUCUUCGUGGGCGUACUUCAUGGGUAUGACCUGUGCGAUCAAUGUGCUUAUGGUCUAUGCCUUCUGUAACUGGCACGACGUUUCCUGGGGUACCAAAGGAUCCGACAAGGGCGACGCGUUGCCGGCGGCGCAGACCAAGAAGGACGACGCCAAGUCAAAUUUUAUCGAAGAGGUCGACAAGCCACAGGCCGACAUCGACAGCCAGUUCGAGUCUACGGUGAAGCGGGCACUCGCGCCGUAUGCGGAACCGGAGGAGAAGGAAGACAAGAAUAUGGAUGACUCGUACAAGGCCUUCCGGACCAACCUGGUGUUGCUCUGGAUCUUCAGUAAUCUGGUCCUGGCGCUUUGCAUCACGAGCCAGGAUGUCUCACGCUUGUGUCUCACGAACACAUCGACUGACCGCACCUCCCAUUACUUCUCGGCCGUUCUAUGGACCACUGCCGGCUUGUCGCUGUUCCGCUUCAUUGGAUCCCUCUGGUUCCUGGGCAAGUCUGGCAUCCUCUGCUGCGUCUCCCGGCGAUAA